Anoplopoma fimbria (sablefish) is the source of this 553-nucleotide messenger RNA. Its product is annotated as B-type lectin plumieribetin-like. Bases 74 to 403 code for a protein of 109 amino acids. NCBI's taxonomy places the organism in Eukaryota, Metazoa, Chordata, Actinopteri, Perciformes, Anoplopomatidae. The record is from RefSeq and is a predicted model, not a curated record. The transcript has 3 exons.
CAACAAGCUGGGAAUGUCACUUCCUUCAUUUCUGCUCACAGAUUGACUGGAUCGGAUCACUCAAGGCCUAAUCAUGAGCAGGAACUACUUGUCCAGAAAUGAUGAGCUCCGCAGGGGAGACUAUCUGAUGUCCAACAACAGGGAGUGGAAGGCUAUCUUCCAGGAUGAUGGUAACUUUGUCGUCUAUGGCUGGAAGUCUGUGUGGGCUACAGGCACUAACGGAUCAGACGUUUUCCGUCUGUGCAUGCAGGCUGACAACAACCUGGUCAUGUACAACAAGGAUGGCAGCGCCAAGUGGUCCACAGGCACCUACAUGAGUGACGUCAACAUGUGCCGUCUUCAACUGACCGAUGAUGGCAAACUGGUGGUGACCAGGGAAGCUGAACAAAUUUGGAGCUCCUAAGGCAAUUCCGGAGAUCCAUGAUUGAAUGCUUCGAAAGUGAAAGACAUCUUUGGAUGUCUGAGUAAUUUACAGUAAACAUGCCUGCUACAGUCUGUAAUCUGUAAUUAAAUAAAAGCACAUUUUCACAAGGUAUAAAUGUGUUUACUUGUC